UGCACGAUUAUGAAUCGCAUUCGCGUGUUUUUUAAUUUUGUUUUGUGUGAUACAUAUGUUGGAACAACAAGAUAAUUUAUGCAAAUACUAUUGCUAUUUUUUUCAACCCGCGAGAAUAACAAACUUGCGGAACUUGCACUCGUGGAAUAAAUAUAACCUAUCUUAGCAAGCAUUACAAACUAAAUUCAGAUUGAAAAUUUGCUGUCCUCCUAUAAAAAGUAGUAAACAAGCAACACGAGGCGAAAAACAAAUUGUUGAAGAGAACAUAUCAACGUUAAGUUUAUAUAGAAAUAUGAUUUUUGGAGCUUUUGGAAUUUACAUUAUAGUUAUGAGCAUCUUUUUUGAAUUUACAACUUUGACUACGAUAUUUUCUAUAUUUGCUGGUAUAGUUUACAUUGGAGCUUAUCAAUUCAUGUCAUAUAUGGCUCGAGCAACAUAUACAGAAACUGGUCAACUGGUAAGCUCAGGAGUUGACUUGAAUAUGCAAGGAGGUAUUGGAGAGCAUGUUAAAGACAUAAUCAUUCUGACUUCCGGAGUUCAAGUGUUAUCACUUAUGUCAAAUUAUUUUUGGCUGUUAUGGCUACUGGCUCCAUUAAGGGCAUUAUGGAUGUUAUGGAAAAACAUUCUAUCGCCAUGGUUCUUCCAAGAAGCUCCACAGAUGACAGAAAAGGACGAAAAGAAGCAAAAGAAAAUGGAGCGGAAAAUGGCGCGAGUUACUUACAAAAACCAUUAAUGUGAUUGUGAGAUAAUGGUUAGUCAAGAACAAUUUUUUUACACUCGUAUACUCGAUUUUUAUAUACAUAAAGUGCAACGAAUUGUGCAAUUAAAGACUGCCUGAACUUCCAUAAAAACAAGCGUGUG
Molecule: messenger RNA, 861 nt
Organism: Phymastichus coffea
Lineage: Eukaryota; Metazoa; Arthropoda; Insecta; Hymenoptera; Eulophidae
Product: transmembrane protein 208
Exons: 5
Coding region: 293-733 (146 amino acids)
Biological process (GO): vacuolar protein processing
Cellular component (GO): intracellular membrane-bounded organelle
Source: RefSeq, a predicted model, not a curated record